Messenger RNA from Hirundo rustica (Barn swallow), 990 nucleotides. RefSeq names its product Sp7 transcription factor (gene SP7). NCBI's taxonomy places the organism in Eukaryota, Metazoa, Chordata, Aves, Passeriformes, Hirundinidae. Gene Ontology annotation, molecular function: RNA polymerase II cis-regulatory region sequence-specific DNA binding; DNA-binding transcription factor activity, RNA polymerase II-specific. Gene Ontology annotation, biological process: regulation of transcription by RNA polymerase II. The transcript has a single exon. The record is from RefSeq and is a predicted model, not a curated record. Bases 1 to 990 code for a protein of 329 amino acids.
AUGGGUGACUCCUACGCCGCCGCCUUCCCCAGCGCCCCGGGGCUGCUGUCGCCGUCCGCCAGCCCCCAGGCGUCCCCCGGCCCCUACGGCCCCGACUACGGCCCCUUCGGCCACCCCUUCCCAGCGCCCUCGGGCGCCCAGGAGGUGCUGGGGGCUCCCGUGGUGGUGGCGGCCAAGGGGCACCCCGCGGGCGAGUGCCUGCCGGGGGUGUACCCCUCGCUGGAGAUGCCGCACCCCUACGGCUCCUGGUACAAGGGCGGCAUCGGCGGGGGGCUGCCGGGGGGCUCCGGGCCCGCCGCCCCGUCCUGGUGGGACGUGCACCCCAACGGGGGCUGGCUGGGGGGGCCGGCGGGCGCCGAGGGGCUGCAGGGCUCUCUGCAGGGCCAGCCCACCCUCAGCCCACCUCUGCCCAGCUACGGCUCCGAUUUCGGCGCUCUGAACCCCCCUCCUUACACCAACGCCCCCGCCGCGCCCCCCGCCCCUAAAGCCGCCCCGGGCGAGACCCCCAAGGGUCCCCGCGGCGGCUCCUUGGGGGGACGCCCGGCCUGCGACUGCCCCAACUGCCAGGAGCUGGAGCGGCUCGGGGGCCCGGGGGGGUCGCGGCGGAAGCCGGUGCACAGCUGCCACAUCCCGGGCUGCGGCAAGGUGUACGGCAAAGCCUCGCACCUGAAGGCUCACCUGCGCUGGCACACGGGGGAGAGACCCUUCGUGUGCAACUGGCUCUUCUGCGGGAAGCGCUUCACCCGCUCCGACGAGCUGGAGCGGCACGUCCGGACCCACACGCGAGAGAAGAAGUUCACCUGCCUGCUGUGCAGCAAGCGCUUCACCCGCAGCGACCACCUCAGCAAGCACCAGAAGACCCACGCCGAGCCCGGGACCCCCAAGCCGCCCCCCGGCGCCGAGCAGCCCCCCGCGUCCCCCCGGCCGCCGCCCGCCUCGCCCGCCAAGGACGGCGGCAGUCCCGAAGCCGGGAGUUUGUUGGAGAUUUGA